Molecule: messenger RNA, 324 nt
Organism: Botrytis byssoidea
Lineage: Eukaryota; Fungi; Ascomycota; Leotiomycetes; Helotiales; Sclerotiniaceae
Exons: 3
Coding region: 1-324 (107 amino acids)
Source: RefSeq, a predicted model, not a curated record
AUGGCACCAAUUCACUGCUUAGCGACUAUUACUCCCGCACCGGGAAAGGAGGCUCGUCUCCGAGAAAUUAUCACCGACCUCGCAAACAAAGUCGAGAAGAACGAACAAGCAGUUCGUAAAUACCAAGCAUUCGAACAAUACGAUGGUGAAAAAGGAAAUGUCUUCGUAAUCCAAGAAUUCUAUGAAGAUGAAGCCGCAUUAACUGCUCAUAUGGGUACAUCCUACUUCAUUGAGCUUGGGAAGCUUUUGUCUGAGGAGGGACUCUUGGGUGGACCACUCGACAUCAAAAAGAUUCAGCCAUUUGCAGGAUUCGCUAGUCGCUAG